AGUUUAAUUUUGUUUGUUAAUUACGUGAUAAGAUGUGGAUAUAUCUUGUGAUAAUUUUAAGUGCUCUUCUUUUGCAUUUUUUGUGGGUUAGAAAGGAUCAAUACAGGCUAGGAUGGCAGAUGCCAGGCCCCUCACUGUGGUACAUGAUUAAAACUAUUUGCCAUACUCUACUAAAUACAUCAGAAGGAGUACCCAAAGUUGGAAUGUUGGAAUCUAUAAAGCUUGUUAAGGAUCACAUUUCUAAAGUUCCUUGUAGAUUUUGGUUCUUCACAGAUCUAUAUGUAUUUGUGAUUGAUCCAGAGGAUAUUCAGACAAUUUUAAACUCUCCAAAUUGUUUUGAUCGUGGACUGAUGUACGAGUUUGGUGACUUUUUUGCUAAAAAUGGAAUCGGAAUUGGCAAAAUGCACAAGUGGAAGCAAAGUCGCAAAACGUUAAAUCCCGUCUUCAGUACUAAAGCUUGUCAGGGUUAUCUUACGAUAUUCAAUGAAGAAAUUAAUGUGAUGGUCUCACGUAUGAAGGACAUCUGCAGGAAUCACAAACCAGUAGAUAUUCAAUACUACAUCAGUGCUUUAGUAUUUAGUUCAGUUUAUCGAACUAUGAUGGGGAAGAAAAUGUAUUUUCAGAUGGAUGAAAAUUAUGACCUCGGAGAGCACAUAGAUAAAAUCUUAUUUGGAAUAGGUGAAAGAGUAUGUAAUCCGUUUCUACAUAAUUCAGCAUUAUAUCGAUUGACAUCUCUCUACAGAGCCGAACAAAAAAGUUCUAAUAUCGUCUUUGGAAUGGCUAAAAAGAUAAUAGAUGAGGCGAAAGCUAAAUGGUUGGAAAAUCGCGAAGAACUAAAGAAUCAAGGAGUUAAUGCUGCUUCAAAAAAAUUUCCAAUUUUCGUUGAUCAAAUUUUUGGUAACAAUUUAAAAGAAAACGAAAUAGACGAUAAAGAUGUUUUCGAUAACAUCUACACAAUGCUUGCUGCUGGAUAUGAAACCUCAACAGUUACAUCUUUAUUUUGUAUCCUGGCAAUGGCAAUGUUUCCUGAAUACCAGGAAAGGAUUUUUGAGGAAAUUAAAACAACAUUACCGAAUCUGCAAGACUAUGUUGAGUAUGAGGAUUUAAACAAAUGCGAAUUUUUAGACAGAUUUAUCAAGGAAACUCUUCGACUAUUUCCUUCAUUACCUCUAAUAGUCAGGAGUGUUGAGAAAGCUACUAAAAUUGGACAAUAUACCAUCCCGGCUGGUACACAAUUGAUCAUACCCUUAAUAUUUCUGCACAGGGAGAAAAGUUUCUGGGGCCCAACUGCCGACGAUUUCGAUCCAGAUCGUUUUCUCCCUGAAAAUAUAGAAAAAGUCAAUCCUCUUGCUUAUUUACCAUUCGCCGGCGGUCCGAAGAUUUGCAUUGGAAUAAAAUAUGCAAAUACGUUCCUUAAAACAUUCCUCAUUAACAUGGUUAAAAAUUUUAAAUUCCGCACAGAUGUGAAAAUUCAAGAUCUUAAAUUUAAAGCAAAUCUGUCAUUAAAACUUACAGCGAAACACCUGAUUUACGUUGAGAAGCGAAUGAAUUAAGUUUUUGAGAAAAACCUUAAGAAUCUGAAGCAAGGUAAUUCAGAAAAGACGUAAAACAUUUUAUAUUAUCAUUUUCUUUAGUUUUAUUAUUCCUUUUUAUUUUUAUGACUAAUACCAAUUAAAAUGUAAAUUAAGUCUGUGAACUUGUGGUGAAAAUAAAAUAAGUAACGUCACUCGAAUAUUAUUUAAUUUAUUUUAUUAAUUGUGAAAAAGGAUUCAUAAAUCAUUCAAAAGUAUGAAAAAAAUAAUAAAGAAAAAAGUUUUAAAAUAAUUUAAUAA
Messenger RNA from Lutzomyia longipalpis, 1832 nucleotides. Its product is annotated as probable cytochrome P450 313b1. The record is from RefSeq and is a predicted model, not a curated record. NCBI's taxonomy places the organism in Eukaryota, Metazoa, Arthropoda, Insecta, Diptera, Psychodidae. Gene Ontology annotation, molecular function: heme binding; iron ion binding; oxidoreductase activity, acting on paired donors, with incorporation or reduction of molecular oxygen. The coding region runs from base 33 to 1553 and encodes 506 amino acids. The transcript has 7 exons.